AUGGUUCUUGGGAAUGGAUCCCAUAAGGAGGGAGUAUCAAGUAGAAUUGAUAAUGUUAUUGAGAAUGAAGCUGAGAUUGUACGGUUGAUACAGCAAGAUGGACGACUCCGAGACACAGGGAAUGGUGGCGAUAUACAUUCGAUAAUCAAUGAAGAUAGUGAACUUCGAGAGGAGUUCGAGGAGAUAUUACAACGGUUUCAUGAGAAACAGAAACCUGAAAGUACCUGCGAAAGCCCUUUGUCGCUGCCAAUGGAACAAGAAGUGGUUCCUCCCGAGAAUUUUAGCCAUGUAGCUGGAGAGAUCUACCGCAGCAGCUUUCCAAGAGUCGAGAACUUUACAUUCUUACAACAUAGACUGCGGUUGAAAUCUAUCCUAGUCCUUAUACCAGAAGCUUACCCCCCAGAGAACGAAGAAUUUCUCAAACAAGCUGGGAUUCAGUUAUUCCAAGUUGGAAUGAGUGGAAAUAAGGAGCCCUUUGUGAAUAUACCGUCUGACCUAUUGACUCAAGCGUUAGAAAUCGUCCUGAACCCAAAAAACCAGCCAAUAUUAAUCCACUGUAACCGUGGUAAACACAGAACGGGCUGUCUAAUUGGAUGUAUUCGUAAAUUACAAAACUGGUCCCUCACAAUGAUAUUUGAUGAGUACAGAAGGUUUGCAUUCCCCAAAGCCAGAGCACUGGAUCAACAAUUUAUUGAAAUGUAUGACGAUCAGGAGAUCAUUUCGACCGCUAAUAGCAGAGAUUGGUUACCUAUACAGUGGUAA
Molecule: messenger RNA, 762 nt
Organism: Torulaspora delbrueckii
Lineage: Eukaryota; Fungi; Ascomycota; Saccharomycetes; Saccharomycetales; Saccharomycetaceae
Gene: SIW14
Product: putative tyrosine protein phosphatase SIW14
Exons: 1
Coding region: 1-762 (253 amino acids)
Biological process (GO): protein dephosphorylation
Cellular component (GO): cytoplasm
Molecular function (GO): phosphatase activity; inositol diphosphate tetrakisphosphate diphosphatase activity
Source: RefSeq, a predicted model, not a curated record